AUGUUCAGGAUAUUGAACAUCACUCGCCACGAAGACUACAAUCCUUGCACACGUGAAAACGAUGUGGCCGUGAUUGAGCUAGACAUGGAGAUAUCGAAAGUACGAGGCAUCCCGAUUUGUAUGCCUGAAGAAUAUGAACCACUAGAGACGACAUUGACCGCGAUCGGUUACGGCUUAGACCCUGAAGCUCCUAAACCUGCAACGUUAUUCAACUGGCUUCAAGCAGUUGACCUUUCAUUAAAGGAGGUGGCAAUAUCGCGGAAGAUGAUUCGAACGCAAACUCCCAAAAGGUCUAUUUGUACUGUAGGUUCUGAAGUCAACUAA
Cooperia oncophora is the source of this 324-nucleotide messenger RNA. The record is from the annotation of a GenBank genome assembly. NCBI's taxonomy places the organism in Eukaryota, Metazoa, Nematoda, Chromadorea, Rhabditida, Trichostrongylidae.